ACUUCCGGUGCGCGCCUCGACAUCCGGCAACAGGUUUGAAAACUUCAUUCGCCGGAGUUGAUGCCCGUUUGCACAGCUCGUGCCUCUUUCUCGGCACAGUUAAAUGCGCUGGCUGUGAUGUCUCCUGACGUGCGAUAACCGACUACGUAUUCACUACGAGCGUCCAACUUGUACCGGAAAGGGAAACGACCGUGGGAGUGGUGUGAAACCGCCGGUUAGGCCUAGCCGCAGCUGCCGGGCAGUCGACAUGGGUUGUGCCGUGAGUACCGCCGCCGACAAGGAGGCUGCCGAGCGUUCCAAAAAGAUCGACAGAGACCUUCGAGCCGAUGGCGAAAGACAAGCGAGGGAAGUCAAGCUCCUGCUGCUGGGUGCUGGGGAGUCCGGAAAGAGCACCAUUGUCAAACAGAUGAAGAUAAUCCACGAGUCUGGCUACACGGCAGACGAAUGCAAGCUCUACCGGCCCGUGGUGCACAGCAACACCAUCCAGAGCCUGCUGGCCAUCAUCCGUGCCAUGGGACAGCUCAAGAUUGACUUCAAGGACCCCAGUCGAGCGGAUGACGCCCGCCAGUUCUUCACGGUGGCAGGAGCGACGUCGUCACAAGAGUGUGAGAUCACACCGGAGCUGGCCUCCCUGAUGAAGCGCCUCUGGCAGGACCCAGGGGUCCAGCACUGCUUUGCCCGCUCACGGGAGUACCAGCUAAACGACUCAGCCUCAUACUACCUGAAUGCAUUGGACCGCAUCUCACAGCCAAGCUACACACCAACACAGCAGGACGUGCUACGAACGAGGGUCAAGACAACGGGCAUUGUCGAGACACAUUUUGUCUUCAAGGAGUUGCACUUCAAGAUGUUUGAUGUAGGAGGCCAGCGGUCUGAACGCAAGAAGUGGAUCCACUGCUUUGAAGGAGUGACUGCCAUCAUCUUCUGUGUGGCCCUGAGCGGCUACGACCUCGUACUGGCUGAGGACGAGGAAAUGAACCGGAUGAUUGAGAGCAUGAAGCUGUUUGACUCCAUCUGCAACAACAAGUGGUUUGUGGAGACGUCCAUCAUCCUCUUCCUCAACAAGAAGGACCUCUUCGAGGAGAAGAUCACCCGGUCACCACUCACCAUCUGCUUUCCAGAGUACACAGGCAGCAACACGUACGAAGAAGCGGCCGCCUACAUACAAAUGAAGUUUGAGUCACUGAACAAGCGCCGGGACACCAAGGAGAUCUACACACACUUCACGUGUGCUACCGACACCAACAAUAUCCAGUUUGUGUUUGACGCUGUGACUGACGUCAUCAUCAAGAACAAUCUGAAGGACUGUGGUCUCUUCUGAAUGCAAAAGGCAACGUGUCGAUGGCCCCUCCUCUUGACAGCAGGAUCACUGUCUGUUACCGUUGCCAAAGCCACUUGCAUAGUGGUGUCAGAUGAAACUGGAUGGUGACCUGCUGCCGUCUUAUGCACCAGGUGUUCCUGUGGAAGGGAAGCAAGUGGACUGCCAAAGAAGAGGGCAGGGAUGCUCCGUGGCAUGUGGUUCGAGUCGAGGCGUGAAUUUAUUCCCGUGCAAUGCUGUCGCUUGCAUGAAUUGCAUUUCUUUUAUAUAUUUUAUGCCUUGUGUUCAGCAGUCACAGCCGCAACACUUAUCUUCUUUCUAGCCCCCCCCACUUAUUUUUAAUGUUACUUCAAGCUUGCCACAAACAUGCAAGAAAAAAAGAAAAGAAAGAAGAAAUGACCUGAUUCUGUUGCGGUAAUAUUUCACAAUGGCAUGGCAUUUAUUUUGAUAUCGUUACGGUUACUUUUUAAGUAAGGGAUCAAUUCUUGCCACUCCUGCAUUUUUUUUUUCUAGCUGUGAGCAAAAGUGCUUUGCUUCCAAGCCUUCACUCUGUUACCUUCCUCCCUGCGAGUGUGUUGUGUGUGUAUUAUAGCAAGGAAUUCAUGGCCCCAGUUGCUGUGUGUGGUGCCCUCUCACUCUCCUCUGUGAUGUAGGUUGGUUGUUGAGAACGCAGUCAGUGUCGUACCUGCCAAGGGUUCCAGAUCAGCCGUCUUUCGCAAAUCGCUUUUGGAUUCUUACAUGCACUAAGGACACUGUCGGUGUGGCCACAUAGCUGAGUCUGAAUGCGAUUCCAAAGGGGCACAUAUUGAUACUGUAGACAGGUGGCUCAAUGCAAUGUGGAAAUACCUUCGUUACAUCUCUUAUUCGCUGUAAGCGUGCAUUUGUUGUGGGCUAGGCAAAUUCCACAUAUGGCCACCGUGGAAUGCUCGCUCAGGCUGUUGACGAUGCACACGAUUUUCAAGCGACAAGUUUGGGUCUGCUACAGUUUGUCAUGUUCUACGUUUUCUGGCGGGCAGUAAGUCUUCACUUGUCACAUGGAAGUCCAUGCUGCAGUUUUGUGUUUGCAUAAUGACGUGACAGUGCUCAGGCUGCUUAUUUAGUUAUUUUUAUGUAUUUAUUGAUACCCCUGAGGCCAAAGGCAUUACAGAGGGGAGUGUUAAAAUGGCAUUAGCAACAGGAGAAAUAUAAUACAAAAUAGAAGCAUCAUGUUACUGGUUACAAAAUUACAUCUAACAUGGUAAGUGCUUGCUAAAAAAGAUGGUGGGGAACACAGGAACACAUUUUUGUAUUUUUUUUUUGCAAGCCUCAGUAUACAGCUAAACUGUUCUGGAAGCACAAGUUGUCCUGGAUGCCAGCUGCUGAUCUGGGAAGGUGGUUCCGAUGUGCUGUUCUACGGGGAAUGAAUGAAAGAGUGCUAGUAAAAUUUUGUCUGAAAUGAACUUAUGCCCACUUAUUGAGGAAGAUGUGGUCUGUGGUAGUAAGCACGGAGGAGGCCACUAGUGUGAGCAGCUGCUUUCACACACUGAAAACCACAGCAAGUUAUUUAGUAGGCAUGAUUACAUAAACUUUUGCUUUUGGCGACAAUUUUAUUUCCUUAUAUCCAUUUAUAGGUCAAUUUUACAUCGUUAUAACGAGGUUUUCAACACAUGUAUCUCUAUGGGACUUUCAAGGGGAAUUUAGUUUAUUUAGCUAUAGCCAUUAUUUCAUUAUGCAGUCAUAUUUUAUGCAGUCGAGCUCGUUUGCAAUUUUCCCGAUGGUCAUGCCUAUUGAGUUUGAAUAUGAAGUUUGUAGUUAAGUGGACUUGCAAUAUUAUCGAUAAAAGUGAAGAGUCAGUUAUGAACAGCAUUUGUCUCUUUAGAAAGCCUAUUUUUGUCUACUUUUCUAGGGUGCACCCUACUACGGUGCUUUUUUAGCCUCUUUAGUGUGGCCAUAUGUUCAGGCCCUUGCUGCCAAAAUGCAGUUUCAUGGAGCCCAUGUAACUAGCUGCUAUUGAAACUGUCAUGGCAGCUGGUGGCAGGUCAGUAUCCUCAACAUUUUUUCUGGGAGUCUUUUCCUUCUAAUCGUAUUUCGUGCGCAAUGGCUUUGUUAGUGAGUGUGUCCGCUGUCUCGGCAUCGUUUUCUGCACCCACAAAGUCUUUCCAGGGGAUGGUAGAUCUGGUGAAUUGCUUGUCAAUGACGUGUUAUGUCAGAUUGUGGAGAGAUGCGACAGCCUCGCCCAUUGCUUCUGGGCCCACAAACCUCGCCUUAUGGAAUCCAUGCAAGAGCACAGUUCAGCGAAACAAAGAGCCUUCGAGUGAUGAGAAAUUGCUGAACACUGAAUGUCGCUGGAGCCAACGUUUCGACAUGUGGACUUGCGUUCAUCAAGGCAGCCUUUCUGCUGUGGAUUUCUUGGCGCCUUACGGAAGCAAUUCAUAAUGUCUUCUGCACUUAGCUCAGUCCAUCGAGCCUGAAGCAUUUCCACAGUGGUUCCACAGUGGUGAACAAAGACUCAAAAUUGGGAACAUCGGCAUCUGCUCAAUAAGGAGUGGAAGGACUUUGGGCAGUUGUGUGACACGAAGGUUUUUGAUCGCCGUGCCUGCGAAGGUGCAAAUUUAAGAAGCGUGGUAGAGCUUACGCCACUUCCACGUUCGCUCUAACCUAAUUGUGCUGCCACAGUUGUUCAUUGUAUCCGAGACUCGGAGCCGUUGCCUAAUGCAUAUCAUGAUGGUAGCACCACCAUCGUGCAUAAUAACCUAGGGUUUGGCAUUACUGUGGCUAUUCUAAACUGGCUCAACUACAUCCCUCAGUGAAACGACGUUCAGGUGUCUUUGAUUGGACAACAGUGAAAAUUUUGCUUUUGCUUUUUGUUGUAUUAUGUCCACGUUGUUGCUCCAUGCUUUGGUGCAACAGCGCGAAACCUGUCGCUUGAAUAUCGUGCAUUUAGCUGCCUCCUAGUGCUGCAUUUAUCCACGGCAAGUCUCUGGUGCCAAGGCGCCUCGUUCCAAGACUUAUCGUGCCUUCUCCCAGCACCAUGAUGUAACGAUGACAUUGAAGAUCGCGUUUCCUCGAAAGUGUAGUUUCUUACCCGGCUCAUUAUUUAUGGUGACUACAAAUACCACAUCUUUGCGAGGGUUGGUACAAGUACACAGGAAGGUUCACUGUGAUAAGUGUCAAUAAAAGUAAUCACUUUGUCUAAAUUGCGUGUGUUGUGCGUUUUUAUUAACCUUCUCUGGAACUUGGCAGGUAUGCGCUGUGCUGUUGUAUUAGACUGCAAGGACAGUAAUUUUUGCAACCCCUUAAAACAAACAGUGCCUUUCCCGACCACUGAGCUCGUCGAGCAGACCCCGCUUUCAAUUACAAUUUGUAUUUGUGGAGCGUCGGUCAACGUACGUGUUGUGACUCAGCUGGGCCUUGCUCUGGUCAUGCAGUGUUUCCAGUAUGCCCUGUUUUCGCCAACCUUCGCUGUAAAUUUUGUCGGGCUGUUCUGCAUUAGUGGUAAGAAAAGGAAACUGUGACAGCAGUGGCCAUCUUUCUUGGCACCAAUCUUUGGUAAUGAGCAUCUCACUUAUGGCACUUUGUGCCUUAUGCCAUUCAGUAUGAUUACACCAAUGUGUCGACCAGCUUUUUAUUGCGAUAGGAAUUUCAGGGACACUCCGGGUCAAACUUUGGCGUCGGCAUUGUUAUUGCGGUUCGUACAAAGUGCAAUCACAGUGCGCUGUGGAAUCCAGGGAAAGCAUGUGCCGUCUUGUGUGCACCCAGGCAAGGAAGGCGAGCAUUCCUGGCUAGGCCUGGAGCAGUCGGGCCGUUGCUCUGAUUAGCAAAGAUGGAAAUGGCGGUUGCAAAGGUUGAGUGAGCCUAGGUUGUUGGUUGCUUCUUGUGACUGUCUCCUCCGACAUCCCCGGACCUUUGCACCCCUUGUCAUGACAGCUGGCAUUAUCGCAAAGAAGCGAGAAUGUUGCGCUUGCUCACUUCUGUUUGUGUCGUAUGCACUCAUCGAGUGAGCUGUGUUCGUGUCUGCCUGUGCGCUGCAGACAUCAUGUUCGUUGAAUUAGUUCAUGAAUGGUUACCAUCGCACAUAUUGCUGACAAAACUGCAAACUUUUGUAUAGCUGUUUCAUGCAGUGCUUUGCCUUUCAGGUGAAACUGGGCCGUUCUUGCUCAUGGAAUCGGUAGCCGUGUGCCAAAAUGUAGUUGCGCGGGCAGUGGUGAGAAAAUAAGCAAAAAAAAGAUAGCGAGAGAAGUGGGAACUGUGCUUCCCUUUUUACUCUCAGCAGCAACUUUAUCAUCGUGCACAAAUGUCUGUAUGCAGCGCCCCUGAAAAUGAGUGUGGCAGUUGGGCAUUGUUUAGAGUCGGUCACCUCGCGGUAAAUUGCAGCGGUUGAGUCUAUGCAGCUUUCUCUGCUGUUUAAUUGUUUUUAACGAACGAUUUCCGAGUGACGAGCAUAUUUUCAUGCGAAGUAAUACCGUGAUGCCACUGCUCCGCAAUGAUCAAUUUUACUGCUCUGCCCUUCGUGCAGUAGUCACUCUCGUAGUGAUGGCAGAUGUCAUGGAUGUCUUGUGGCAUAAUAGUGACAGCUCUAAAGUUCAACAGACAGCAGUUAACUACAUGCAGGAUUUCUCGGUACAGCGCUUUUGCUGUGCUACGGAAGGAUAUAAAUCUUGUAGCCAUUCCUUUACAACUGAUGCUUGCUUGUGCAGUCAGUUUGCUGUCCACAGUUGGAAUGCGCUAUUAGGUGUUUAGGAUUUAUGCUUCAUUCAUCUGUUUUACUGGGCAUAUUCUGAUAUUGCAGUACUUUCGCUGGUACCUUGAUGUGUCACUAUCAACCGGUUUCAUUCUUUGCCAGGCCACCUUGUUCAGUGUCAUCUUUGGGGAGGACGUGUCUGUGGGAAUGCCAGGGCAGAAGGCUUGAAUAAAAUAUUUUUAAUGCGGUAUAUUUUAGCCACAAAGCUGGUGCAAACCAAACGUAAUCCUCUAGUUUGCUUGCAGAGCCCUUUUGUUGUGCAGCAUCAGACAAGUUCUUGAAGUCUUUGCCUUGUUUUCAAGCUGUUCAGCAUAAUGAUGUCUUGUAACGACCUUGCUAGUCUUCGCAGCUACUGCUACAAAUUGUGUGUGAAGAUUUACUUCUGUAUACCUUAAGCAGUUGUUUUUGGUUAGGAUUGGAAACUGAGCGAGUUGGCAAGUGUUUACGUGUACGCUGCACUUCAGGAAAAAUGACUUCUUCGCUGCCUUUUGUUUUCUUGCAAAGCGCUGCACACAUAGUUUCGAUUUUUAGCAUUAUGUUUAUGGCUCAACAUGCGCACGCCAAACUAUCUCUUUUACGUUAACUGCCAGUUGUAUAUGAAAACAGUCGAGUGCAAAUGUGCCUAAUGUUGAUGGGCCGUAUGCGAUGACCACUGUAGGAGCAGGCAGGUUAUGGCAGUCCAAGACGUGCAGGCUGGCUGUAGAGGUUGGCAUAUGCUCUGCCACAGCUGCUAGCCUUUGGAAGGCUUUGUACGGUUGCACUAUGUCGACAUUGCAUGAAGUGUCGUGGCUGUAAUCAGCACUCCACACUUGAGCAGUGUAUUGUCAUUCCUCACUUUGUAUAUUUUUCUUCUUUUGUCGUCGUAUAACGUUGGUUUGAGACGAGAGAAAUGGUCGGCCUAUGAGUUUUUCCUUGCUUAACACACCACUCCACUGUGUAGCACUCAUCGUCCUUCCUUUUUGGUCAGUCCAGCUGUCUGCACAGGUCACUUGUCCUUGCAAUUAUAUAACUAUGUUUAUGGGCAUGGCUGUGUAUUUUCUAAGAUACCACUGUCUGUUCAACUCUGUGGAAAAAAAGAAAAAAAAAAGAAAGAAGCGGGUAAUAUCAAAUUAUGAACUUGCUGUUGGCACAGUUUAGUGUGGCCUGCACACAAGGCUUCUCUCGCUCAUCACAUCUGCAAUUUUUUCCACUCUUGGCUGAAAACACUAUAUAACAGCCCUGGUCGCUGGAGAUGUUAUCUGCCAAUUUUACUGCAGUGUUCGAUGUUCACCUUCGUUGUCAGAUGUCGGCUGUCCAAACCGAAUGUUGCGCCAAGCAUUUAAAGAUAACUGAGGGCUUUAUGCAAACAGUAAAGGACAUUGCUCGCACUAGUAGUUGUGCACAGAUUUAAUUAGUGGACUUACAAAAUCAAGAAUGGGCGUGAGGGAAAAACAUGCAGUCAAACGUGCAUUUAGUAGAUUGGGUGUGCUUAGAGCCAAGGCUUCUAAUUUUAUUGCCAAGAUGCUCACCAAAAGCUGCAUUGGGAGAAUGGCCAAUCUUCCAAAUGUCUUGAGACCACUGAAGUCCUUGGCAUGGUGGCAUGUCAAAAAUGUUGCAGUCUUCUUUUUUCUUUUGCCGGGGAAGAAAUUUAUCUCGGAAGACAUAGACUGCUUAAAACAAUUAAUAACGGUUACUACGGCAUUACGUGCUAAAACCACCAUAUGAUUAUGGCACGCAUCGUAGUGGAUUAAUUUUUGACCACCUGGGGUCUUUAAUGUGCACCUGAGUAUCAAGCACACAGAUCUCUCUGCAAUUUGCCCCCAUUGAAAUGUGGCUGCCGUGGCCAGCAACCGAACCCACAUUGUCUAGCUUAUGGACAUCUUAGCUGCCGUGGCGGGUUUUAACCUUAAGUAAGGGACUCCUUGGCCCGGCACCGUGCAAGCCAAACAUACCCGUAAAGCAUUUGUAAAUUGCAAUAAAAAUUUGUCGUUUUAAUGCAUUUAGCUUUAUUUAUAAUGAAGCUACAAUUUCUUGGAAUAGUCUUAACAUUUUUGUGGGCUGAUUCAGAAUAUGAUGUAAACUACCUGCAGUAAAAGUUGCGUGAUGCAUGGUCGUUGAAUAUUGAAUGUCGCCCGAGCCAUCGUUCCGACAAGAGGACUUGUCUUCACCAGAUCAGCGACUCUCCACCGUUGAGGUUGAGGGACAGUUAGUGAGGCAUACAUGAAAAUGAUGCUAAGGAAGACUGGCCCAAUGAACACAAAUCCUCUUGUUGGCCCCUUCGACAUUCUCUGUUCAACAAUCGCGCAUCCCUUCAGGCCUCCAUCUUGCUCUGAACUGCUCCGAGGUGUAGUCGUAAGAUGGGCAUUCCUGCAUAUUUCCGCUGUGCUUUGAGAUGACUGCAUUGUGUGCAACUAGAGGUGGUUGUGGAGGCUGCACGGUGUUCUGGAACUGGUCCUUGAAGAAACGGUGCUCGUAAUACUGGUUGGCUCCCAUGUGAAGGUCGGCCUUGAUCAUGGUGCCACACAGCGCAAAAUGUGGUACCACAAAUAUCAAUCUCCCAAAGUAUGUUUAUCGCACUAUUUCAUAGCAGUAGGUUAAGACAUAAAAUUAAGAGGUCAAGAUUUUUUCAGCAGCUUUAGCAUUGACGAUUUCUCACUAAUGUUAGCUAAUUUGAUUAAUUUGGUAAUCACUUGUGCACAGUGAAAAAUUAAGCGAGCGAUGUACGUCGUACAAGCGCAGUUGGCAUUAAAGCACUCUGUUAUUGUUUUUAAAAGUUUUUAGUGAUAUUCAGCUUGCAAAGCCAGUGUGACGGCAAGCAGUGCCCUCAUUUGGCUCUCUUUUAGAGAGCACUUGCAGUGGUUGUAAACGUAGGGGCAGUGCCAGUGGUUAUGCAAUUUGUACAGCACAGGUCACCAAAUGCUCUGUCCAUGAAGCUAGCACAGCAAGGCGGGUCAUGGCAUACCAACACUGAACUCAAGUUUUCGAUCCCAGGCUGCAUAUAGAAAUGGGUAGGUACCCCAAGACACUCGAAAUAAACCCCAGUGUGCCUCAUGGUGUGGUUGUGGCAUGUAAAAUGCUAGAAUUUUAAUUCAGAUAAAUUCAGCAAACAUUUAUGUGACAUAGAUUGGUUUCAGGUGUGCUUGUGGUGCCGUACAAAACUUCUGUCUUGCCGUAAUGGGUCAGUUCGUACUGUCUUCACUCAAUCUAGGUUGGCCAUUUUCAUCUGUCCCCGUUGCUUAUCGUUGACCAGAUUGUCUCGCUAGUCUUUCUAUGGUUCUGUAUUCUAUAUGGUGUUUAACAAUGUGUCAUUUUUCGGUAUCCUGAUCAGGUUUUUAUUGUGCUCCGCACAGUGCCUGUUGGAUAUUUUUAUUGUCAAUCACUGCCAGCAGAUACAUGGACGUGGUGAUUGCUGUGCUUGUUUUCUGUCAUCACCAACCUGGUAUUUUUGAUCCCUCGUCGUAUUUUAAUGACACUAGGUGUUCUGUGUCAUUGCCAGAGUCACAAAUGGGCAAUCGUAUUCUGUAAUCUCAUUGCCGCCGGACGCAUGAUCUCAGAAGCACUGAGUCUUGCUAGAACCGAAUAACUUUUUGCCUUGAUUAGGCAUGGUCACAUGGUCAUGUACAGCCAUGGUACCGCAGCAUUAAUUUCUGACGACCUUUCUUGUGUUGUAAAGCUUGAUAUCCCACGUCGUAGCCGAAUUUAAAAUGACUUUUUGGCUUUUUCCAAGUUGUGUGUUUUCUUUGCUGCAAGUAUCUACCACUUGUGACAUGCAUUUCUUUGUGACUAAAUUAUGCUUUUGCUUUUUCGAGCCUGUGUAGCUGAGCAUUUGCCGAUCGUUUUCAUGUCGAAAACCGAUUGCCAUGCUAGGUGAUGUAUGUGUGCAUGUUUUGUACAGAAGACUUAGCCACAGCUUUGUCUAAGGCAUAGGGGAGGUGAAACUUAUUUCGUUCAGCUGUGACAUGUUUCAGCUCCCUUGAUAGGGAAAGUUCCAAAAAGGAUUCACGAGCCAAACAGAUAUUUGUGGUGUGCCUGCAGUGAGUGCUAUUCCUAGCCUGGAAAUGCAUUCCUUGUCUGUUCUCAAACGUGACCUUCUUGAGGUGACUUACAGUUUUUGUUUCCGGGUAAGUCGCCGGCAUGUUGCGGCCGUCUUACACUGCAUGCAAGCUGCUGUUGCGAAGAGCAUUGAUCCGUGCACCUUUACUGUGCCUGGAAGGUCUGUAUGUUUACGGCACUUUCUCACAAUGGUGUAUCAUCGCUUCUGCUCAGUUGAAGUUGUUGUGUAUAAAAAAAAGUGAUGUUAUUGUACACAGGGCACCAUCAUGUAUGUAUGAACAAUUGUAAUUCACAAUGAAAUGAAAUGGUUGUUCUUGUACAA
Molecule: messenger RNA, 10392 nt
Organism: Rhipicephalus sanguineus (brown dog tick)
Lineage: Eukaryota; Metazoa; Arthropoda; Arachnida; Ixodida; Ixodidae
Product: guanine nucleotide-binding protein G(i) subunit alpha
Exons: 8
Coding region: 248-1321 (357 amino acids)
Biological process (GO): adenylate cyclase-modulating G protein-coupled receptor signaling pathway
Cellular component (GO): heterotrimeric G-protein complex
Molecular function (GO): GTP binding; G protein-coupled receptor binding; G-protein beta/gamma-subunit complex binding
Source: RefSeq, a predicted model, not a curated record